AUGGCCUCCGUCUGCAAGGCUUGUGAAGACCCCCUGGUCAUUAGCAUCGAACCAGACAGCGAUAACGAGGGCCAGGUCGGCGAGGAACCUCAGAAUGUCCCCGAUGACCUGGAGUUGCCCUGCGGAUGUCACUUUCACUGGCAAUGUCUCCUGGAUCAGUCUGCAGAGAUUGCCAUCUCUCUCAACUGCCCGUCCUGCCAAAAAUACCUGCCAACAAACCAGCAGGGCCCCUCCGUCACCAACCCUUUCUUGCAUACCCCCCCUGGCACCGCCAUCUUGACCCGCUACGUCAACGAGGGCGGUCUGCAGGAUGGCCUCGACAUCCUGCCCAACAUCACCGAGGAAGCUUACUUGGACGCCCACCCGGAGGCCCGUCCCGCCCGCGCCUACCACCUCAUGUGCUCCGAGGGUGACGUCCAGGGCAUCGUUGAGCUUCUGCAGGAUGCCAACGAGGAGCUGGCCGGCGACGUCGCCCAGCUGGGUCAGCUCAUCCGCUACCAGGAUCCCUUGGCCGGCGGCAAGAGUGCCCUCCACGUCGCUGUUGAGAAGUCCCAGGAGGAGGUCGUCUGGCUGCUGCUCUGGAUUGCCUCGCCCGUGCCCACCGACGUCUUUCCCCAGUCCGCCCGCCAGGCGGCCGAGGCUCUACAGAUCGUUCGCCUGACCAACGACAACGCCGAGGACAUUCGGGCUCUGCGCACCGAGGCUGGCCAGACCGCCGAGGAUGUCGCCAGGAGCAUGCCCGCGCGCUGGGCUGCCCUCGUCGAUGCCGGUAUUCUGCGUCCAUAG
This is a messenger RNA of Colletotrichum truncatum, 786 nucleotides long. RefSeq lists its product as uncharacterized. NCBI's taxonomy places the organism in Eukaryota, Fungi, Ascomycota, Sordariomycetes, Glomerellales, Glomerellaceae. The record is from RefSeq and is a predicted model, not a curated record.